CUCCCCAUCACAGCCAAUCCGGUUCCAUCAUUUCCAACAAAGGGCAAGAACGCUGAUAAAAUCGCCUCCUCUUCUUCUCUUCUCUUGCUUGCCUUUCAAAGCUGUUCACUCUCUCCGAUUCCUAUCGUACUGUGCGUCCAAUGGCUUCAUCCACACCAAGCCGAUGGCUGAGGCCUGAGGUUUAUCCUCUGUUCGCGGCCGUAGGAGUUGCCGUAGGGAUCUGUGGGUUUCAGCUGAUCCGCAAUAUCUGCAUCAACCCUGAAGUCAGAGUGAACAAGGAGUCCAGGGCCGCGGGAGUGCUGGACAAUUUUGCUGAGGGGGAGAAGUAUUCUGAGCAUUUCCUGAGAAAAUUUGUCCGCAACAAGUCCCCAGAAAUUAUGCCAUCCAUCAACAGCUUCUUCACAGACCCAAGUCGAAACUAAAUGCUUGAAUAAAAAGAAGCAACUGAGAUGUUAAUUCUAGACUGGUUGUUUGGUAUUGGAAACUCUCUGAAAUUUGUGUCCAGUUAAUGUGGUUGAACUUAUGCCUUGCAGCUUGCAGCUUGCAGGUGGAUAAUAAUAUGAAUUUGAAUCUUAUACGAGAUGAUUAACUUUGUCCUCCUGGAUA
Corylus avellana is the source of this 606-nucleotide messenger RNA. Its product is annotated as B12D protein. NCBI's taxonomy places the organism in Eukaryota, Viridiplantae, Streptophyta, Magnoliopsida, Fagales, Betulaceae. The record is from RefSeq and is a predicted model, not a curated record.